CCCCUUUUUGUCUCUUUUUUCCUGGCCCUGCAGGGGAUGGCGGCGGCGCCGGUGCCGUGGUUCCUGCAGGGGGGGAUGGCUUGGUUCCCCAAUUUGGCGGCCCCUGACCCCCUGUACGUGCUGCCCGUGCUGGUCACUGCCUCCACCUGGCUCGUCCUGGAGCUGGGGGCCGAGACGGGCGUGGCCGCGCCGGGGGCGGGGCCUGUCCGUCAAAUCCUGAGGUUCCUCCCCCUCGUCUUCCUGCCCUUCAUCAUCCACUUCCCCACCGCCGUCUUCACCUAUUGGCUGACGUCCAACGGCUUCAGCCUAUUGCAGACGGGGCUGCUGCGAGUCCCCGCCCUCCGGGCCAAAUUGGGCGUGGCCCCGCCCCUGGCCACGCCCCCGGCUCCGCCCACCGGCCCCGCCCCCCGGCCGAAGGCGGGAAUCCUGCAGCAGCUGAAGAAAGAGUGGCGCGAGGCCCAGGCCACGCACGAGGCCGAGCAGCGCCGCUGGCGCCUCAAGAACCACCUCGACCUCGCCGCCAAAGGCCCGCUCCGACAAACCUUCGCCAAAAACCCCCUCCCCCCGCCCUCCACCGCCCCGGCCGCGCCCUCAGAAACCCCGAAAAGACCCUGGAAAAACACUUUGGGAUGACGGAGGGAGACAAUAAAAAUAAAAAUAAAAACCGCGCGGAAAAUAAAAAAAUAAAAAACCUGACUUUUUUUUGGGAAAAAACGGCGAAAUUCGGCGGGGUUUGGGGCGGUGUGGCCGAUGGGAGUUGCUGUA
Molecule: messenger RNA, 765 nt
Organism: Cyanistes caeruleus (blue tit)
Lineage: Eukaryota; Metazoa; Chordata; Aves; Passeriformes; Paridae
Source: RefSeq, a predicted model, not a curated record